This is a messenger RNA of Copidosoma floridanum, 4740 nucleotides long. RefSeq lists its product as uncharacterized. The record is from RefSeq and is a predicted model, not a curated record. Lineage: Eukaryota; Metazoa; Arthropoda; Insecta; Hymenoptera; Encyrtidae.
CAAAGCCGGCACGAGCGCCUUUGCUCGCGUAUUCGCCUCGGAGUUGUUCGCGAGCACACGCCGACCGUAUCACCUUUCGAGACGACAACCCUUGGCUCGUAGUACCGCGUAACAGGAGGAGGAGGAGGAAAUUUGUUUCGUCGAACGGAAGAGGAAGGGAAAGCUUAGUAGAGAGAGAGAGAGAGAGAGAGAAAGUCGCAGCAGCCGCAGUCGGGACGACCACUGCUCAGCGCCACCCCGCGGUGCUCCCGUACCCUCUCCUUCCUCCCGCUGCAUCUGCUCUCUUUGGCGCGCGUGCGGUGAUGCACCGACUCGGAGGACCGCUCUAGAGGCGCCUCCUCGGUCCUCUUCGACUGCGCCUUGAGGUACAACCCUCGCGGGUUGAUGUAGCUUCUCCGCUCCCGUGACGCCAACACAGAGAGAGGCUGCAUCGCUCUUCUCGCCCCGCGGACUGCACUCUCCCCUCGUGGUUCCAGACAAAGAGCGAGAUGCCAGCGGCCACGGGCGGUGCCGAGCCAACGGUAGCGGCAGCUCUCGCCGCGCCGGAGGAGCUGGACGAGCCACCCGAGCCACGCGCCAACCGCGGCUCCAACGCCCGCGCCGGCCUCAUGAAGCCCCUCGUCGUCCUCGCCCUGCCCGGCAUGUACCUGUUCUACAAGUACAGCCAGUACAGGCGCGAGCAGCGCGAGCUCUCCAGGCGGCGAGUCACCGAACGCGAGCUCCAGCAUUUGCACCAUAAAAUCGACAAACUAUUGACCAAACUGGAAGAAAACGAGCCGGAAAUCGCCUCAUCCCAAGAAGACGAGGUAACCGAUACUUGCGUGAUAUGCGUGAACGCGAGAGCAACGAUGCAAACGGCGCCGUGUGGCCAUCGCGUCGUUUGCCGCCGGUGUUUCGUCAAAACCAUACAGAUGGCCGUCUCCCAGCGACUCCUGCCCCUGAGAUGCGUCAUAUGCCGGGCAAAGAUCCUGCGACUAAAGCAAACGCUCAUACCUCGGGACUACUCGAUGUCGGGCAAGUCGUGGGUGCUACCCCAGAGCGCCUCGGAGUACAACAUGGCGACAGGGGCGCCGGUCGGGGUGCCGGGCCCGGGCGGAAGAUGGACCUCCGGCAACGUGCCGGCCUCGGCGUCCCUCUACUCCAUGGCCAGUGGCUCCUCCUCCAUAUCAGGCGUGUCUUCCGUGUCGUCGGCGACCUCCUCGUCGGUGAGCAGUGCCGGGAGCUCCGGCAAGGUACGGCAGCCCAUCGGCGCCUCGUUCCGCAAGACGCAGACUCAAUCCAUCAAGUUGCGCAUACAGGAGUAUCAGGAUCCGACGCAGUCGGUGUCCGGAGACGAGGAGGGGCUGAGGGACGGUCGGAGGCUGCCGCCCAUCAAGGAGUUCCAGAGGGACUACAAGCUGGGGAAGACCUCGACGAGGCUGAGGUGCGCCCAGAAGAUCGUGACGCAGCUGGAGACGGCGCCCCCGCCGACCACGUCCCGAGCGACCCCGUCGACGUCCGCGUCGUCGAUAGCCGGCCCGUCGAAGCCCGGCAGCGCCUCGUCCACCUCCGGCGCGUCCUCCAAGGCAGGCGCGGCCAAGCGCUCGAGCUCGUCGACGCGGACCACCUCGUCGAACCUGAAGACCACCACGAAGCCGCUGACGGUAGCGCAAGAGGUGCAGCGCACCAAGAAGGAGAAGGAGCGCGAGAAGGAGCGGGAGAAGGCGGAGAAGGCGCGGCUCAAGGAGGAGGAGAAGGCGGAGAAGGCUCGGCAAAAGGAGGCGAAGAAGCUCGCCAAGGAGGAGAAGAAACGGGCCAAGAAGGAGGCCAAGGCGCGCAGGAAGGAGGCGGAGGAGGCUCUCCUGCGCGACAAGUGAACGCGGGAUUUCGUUUUUCCACCCCCUGCGAAAUCAUAUUUUGUUACUUUAUUCGACAGCGGCCAAAAUAUACGACAUCGUUACAUGCGUCUCUGCGACUAUACGGAAAUGCGAGCGCUGCUGGGGAGCUAUUUUUGUUUCACAUCUUCUUUUUUUUUUUUUUUUUUUUUUUCCUUUUCUUUUCACUAGACCGAGUCUUUGACGAUACAUCCCCGUUUGAUCAACUUCUCGGCUCAAUGUACGACCGACCGGUGUGUCUCUUUGAUGGUGCAGCAGCGCUCGUGCAUCGGAUGUUUUAUUUGUCGCGGACUCGUUUGUUCAUAUUGUGUUGUUGAAUAGUCGUAGGAUGAGGUCGGUAAUAGGUAGGUGUGUUUUUUUAAAAGUUCGCCAAUUGAAAGUCUCCUCGGAGACCCAGACGAGGAUGAAAAAAUCAAAACGGCCAAGUUUGGGAGCGGUACGGUAUGGACAUUUUUUUGAGAUGGUUUUUUUCUCUGAAAACAAAAAUGUUCGUUUCACCCUACGGUAGAUUGUCAUGAAAAAAAAAAAAACAAAGCCAGAGGGGUAUUCGGUACGUGUAGAUAAUAAUCUGUAAAUACACCGGUAGAUCAUGUAUAGUUUAGACGAAUCAUCGCGACCUCGCAGUCAUCGCACAUGACUACAUUAUAUCGUACGUAUAAAACGUGUAUUGCGCAUAAAAUGAUACACGCGACACGGUGUACGCGUUAAUUUGCUCUGUGUUAUGGAAAUUUUUGCAAAGGUUUCACGGGCGAUUCAUCGUUGAGGCUGUAUACAUACACGUGUAAUAUCAUAUAUUCUUCGAUGUAGCGGUAUAUACGUAGAAGUAUAAAUUUUUAAUGGAGGAAAAAAAAAAUAUUGCUUUAUUUCUUUUUAACCGUAGGCAGCGCUCGAAUCAAUUGUGGGUACACGUGGAAAAACCCUCGAGUACGAAGUGAAUUAAUCAAUAGGGAUGUUAAAUUUGGACGUUUUUAAGGCUUUUACAAAAUGAUGAAGUGGAUAAAAGGUGUCGACAGAAAUAAAACAAUGACGAUAAAAUUUCGUACUUUUUAUUUACGAACCACGUUUUGCGGAUAAUAACAACAACAAUAAUACACCACGACGUUACUGUAAAACUAGAGUCAAGAAUUAAUUUGAAAAAAAAUUUUAAACACAAAUAUUGGUCUUUUAUUGCGAGUUGCGUGACUCAUGAAAAUGACAUUAAUAAAGUAACGUAUAGUAAAAGCCUAUAUAAUGUGUUGUAGAAUUUUUGCAAACGAUUCACAUACCGAGAGAUACUUUAGGGAUGAAGGAUAGCAUAUAAAUAUUUUAACUAUAUACAUACACACGUGUAUUUGAAUUAUUCUGGAACUAAUAGGUGAUAUUAAUUAGCUUACAUAUAACAAAUAUAACAAAUAUAUAACACGGAAAACGUCAAACGUAAUAAACGUAUGUUUGUUAUUGUUAUACAAAAUGUGAAAAAAAAAGAAAAAAAACUGUGCAUGACACUCGAAACUUCAACUCUCUGUAUAGUCUCAACAAAUGAAAAAAAUUGAUACAAUUAAAACGAAAAUUUUAUCUUUCGUUUCGGUACUUAACUUCAUGGCGAAAAAUCAAAAGCAAUUUUAUACCUGCCCGUGCGUAAAAGUGUAUAUAAUCUGAUGUGCGAAAAUGUUCGAUUUUGGAAUAGCGACCAAACGAUGGAUGGUAGGCUCAAGUUCAUAGCGAAAUUUUUGCUCAAAAAUUUUUAAUCGAUUAGUGUACAUAGAAUCCCUAGAGUAAUAUACUAAGAGCCUAAAAGUUUGGCUAAACAGUAUACGUUUAGUACAUGCACAUAUUGAUUGAGUGAAUCAAAACUAAAAUUGUGAAAAUCUCGACGCACAUAUCAUCAAAUUGAAUAAUCAAUUAGUAGUAUGGCUAAUUAUAUUCAUUGUGAUUAAUUUUAGUGUACAGUAGACGUAUACAAAAAUGAUAGUCAAUUAUCAUAUAUAUAUAAAAAAAAUCAUGAGCAGGUGUCUCAUAUUUGAAAUAAAAAAAAAGAAAUUGAGAUAAAACAAAAAAUUAGUAAGACUAAUUGGUAUAUGAUAAAUCAACGAAUCUAAACGUAUGAAAGUCAAGUGUCGCCUCGUCAUUAGUCGCUAUUCCGAAAUCUAGAUUUUACUUUGCAUGAAAUCGUAACAAUGUGUUAAACAAAUGCGGGUUAAAAAUAAUGAAUAAAUGAAAAUAAAAUAACACAUCUGGUUCGUGAACAUAACGAUAUGCGCACACAUACACGAAAAGUCGUACACUACAUAAUUAUACGGAUACAAAAUCUUGGCAAUAAUUGUAACGCGAAUAAGAGAACAUGAGUGAUAGUGUGUUAUGUACUAACUUGUGCGUACGUUACUGUAAGAACACAUAAAAAAAAUUAACUGAUCAAUAUGUUGGUGUACUUAAAAAAAAGUUCAGUCGAAUUUCAUGGCAAUGACAAAUUUGAAACAAGUCACUGUAGUGUAUUAUAAUCGAAUUUAAAUACAUGCACGUAAAAGUCAGCUUUUGGCUUUAAUUUAGAUUAACGAGCAUUUUAAUAAUUCAAAAAUAUUAAAUAUACAUAUAAAAAUUUAUUUUUAAUAAAAAAAUUUUCUAACCCGAAAAAUGUUGAAAUGAUUCUUGAUUAAAAUUGUAUUUUUCUGUGUUUUAAACAAUUUUGGUAUUCUAAUGCGUAAUUGAAAUCUAUCGACGUUUACUGGUAAAAUUUAUUAGAUGAAAGUAAUUGUCAGCCUUUCAAUUAGUUAAGGAGACUUCACAGACAAAAAUACCAUUCUUUUAAAAUGAAAAACUGUUAAAAUAUAUUUACUAAUUUGUUCACAACAUACAACAGUAUCAUCGAAACGUGUGCAGGCAAUGAAAU